This is a messenger RNA of Balaenoptera musculus (blue whale), 2722 nucleotides long. RefSeq names its product ovo like transcriptional repressor 1 (gene OVOL1). Gene Ontology annotation, cellular component: nucleus. Lineage: Eukaryota; Metazoa; Chordata; Mammalia; Artiodactyla; Balaenopteridae. Gene Ontology annotation, molecular function: DNA-binding transcription factor activity, RNA polymerase II-specific; RNA polymerase II cis-regulatory region sequence-specific DNA binding. Gene Ontology annotation, biological process: epidermal cell differentiation; regulation of transcription by RNA polymerase II. The transcript is spliced from 4 exons. The coding region runs from base 33 to 836 and encodes 267 amino acids. The record is from RefSeq and is a predicted model, not a curated record.
AGCGGCCGGUACCCGGCGAGGAGGGUUCGAAAAUGCCCCGCGCGUUUCUGGUGAAGAAGCCGUGCGUCUCCACGUGCAGGAGGAACUGGAGCGAGCUCCCCGACGAGGAGCGCGGCGAGAUCUACGUGCCAGUCAGCCUAGGCUUCUGCCCACCACAGCCCUACAGGGAGCCAGAGCCAUCAGUGGCCGAACCCCCUUCUUGCCCCCUGGCUUUGGACAUGAGCCUUCGGGACUCCAGCUAUAGUGUGACCCCAGGGCCCUGCGUGGUGGCCCAGCUGCCCUCCGAAGACACGAGCCGCCUGGCAGACCCACAGAGCAGGGACCAUGGCUUCCUGCGCACCAAGAUGAAGGUGACCCUAGGGGACACUCCCAGUGGAGACCUCUUCACCUGCCACAUCUGCCAGAAGGCCUUCACGUACCAGCGCAUGCUGAAUCGCCACAUGAAGUGUCACAACGACGUCAAGAGGCACCUCUGCACUUACUGCGGGAAGGGCUUCAACGACACCUUCGACCUGAAGAGACACGUGCGCACCCACACUGGCGUGCGGCCCUACAAGUGCAGCCUGUGUGACAAGGCCUUCACGCAGCGCUGCUCUCUGGAGUCUCAUCUCAAGAAGAUCCACGGCGUGCAGCAGAAGUACGCGUACAAGGAGCGGCGGGCCAAGCUGUACGUGUGCGAGGAGUGCGGCUGCACGUCCGAGAGCCAGGAGGGCCACGUCCUGCACCUGAAGGAGCACCACCCUGACAGCCCACUGCUGCGCAAGACCUCCAAGAAGGUGGCCGUGGCCCUGCAGGACACCGUCACCUCCCUGCUGCAGAGCAGUCACCACCUCUGAGCAGCGGCGCCCCGGCCUGGGCAGCCCGGAGAAGGCGAGGGCCGCCUCCCUGCCCCCCCGGACAGCCCGCCCUCUGCGGCCUCCUGCCGGAACGCCGGUGACCAGGCGUGGAGCCCGCGGGCACGCGUGCUCGCUCAGGCCGGCGCUGACCUCUGCUCGCAUUUGCGUCGGUGUCUGGGGGGCAGAGGCCGCUCUGAGCCCGGGCAGACAUGUGUAACUGUGGGGCAGGGUGGGGCGGGCCAGGGCUGCCUUCGAUUUGAAGCAGCUCGGGUCCAGAGACAGGACUUCCUUCCCAGAGGAGGUACGUGAGGGCGAUCCUGUUGUCCUCUGCUUCCGGAGCAGCGGGGGGAUGGGGGGCUGCUGGUCCCCCGUGGAUGGCAGAGUCAGGUGCCCCGGCAGAGGGCACCCCUGCAAACAACAGCCGUGCAGGAGUUGGCGGCGGCCCGCCCGGCCAUGUUUCUCGCGGUCAGGGCUGCAGGGGCGCUGCGGGGCGCCGCUCUUCGACAGGGAGAUGCACGCGUGUGCACAGCCGUGGACGUGCGCGCAUGCGGGAGGCCUUGCCAUAUCUCACCUCAUUUUUAAGAAAUCAACUACAAGGUGCCAAGGAGGUUUUAUUUCCUUUUUUAAAAGAUGACAUAUGUACAGAUAGUAAUAUAUUUUUGGUGCCGAUGGCGACUAUUUUAAGAGAGGGUGGAGCUGGCUUUUCUCCUCCCCACGCAGUUCUAUUUAUCCUGGACAUUUCACACCUCCUCUGUGCCUUGGCUCUGGGGUGGCUGCCCUGACCCAGCCCCACCCCUCAUACCUCCUGAGAUAUUUAACCUAAGACUUUCCUCCAGCCCUGCCUGGAGGAGGGUGUACUGCUCUCUGCUCUCCCUCUUCUGCCGGGACGGCCGUCACAUCUUCUGCUCUUCCCUCCCCGUGUCUCUGCCUCCCUCCCACAUCCUUUCAAGGCAAGUCUCAGGGUGACCGAGAGCCUCCUGGUCUCCUGAAAACAGACCUUUUGCGGAACGACUCACCAUUCCGGAGAUCCGGGGUGGGGGGCGUCCAGCUGCGGCCGCAGGGGUCAGCCGGGCGGGGUGGUGAGGCUGUGAUGCGCCCAGAGUCCACUGCCUGAAGUAACAGCAAGAGUGCAGGGCCAGGCCGCGAGGUCUGCUCUUUUCCUGGGAGAGUCAAAAACCCUAGGGCGGGAGCAAAAAUAUUGGGACAGAAUAAUAACCAGACACGUCAGAAACUUCUAGAGGGAGGACAGUAUUAAAUGGUUAACAGGUUAUAUUUGUAGCCUUUUUCCUGAAUGUUUGGCAAAUGGUGAGGCUGGGUCUUGAGCACCUAAGGAGGGAGCCACCCCUGGCUGGUUGGCUCCACCUGAGGGACUCGGCCAGGCUCCCUUGGCUUGGCUGGGCUUCCUGCUAAGAACACGAAAGGGGUGUGGGUCAAAAGGGGAAGACGGGCAGGGGCCGGAGCCAGCCUGCCGAAGAAUGAGAAGGCAAACUCGAAAGAGAACACAGAACAGAGCAGGUGAAGCCAAAGCCCAGGCGGAACCAGCCUUGGCCUCUCCUGCCCGGAAAGGGCAGCAUCUGCACAGUCCCCGGAUGCAGGGAAGGAGCCUUCUCUGACCUCCCUCUGAAUGUGUAUGGAUUGCUCUGGAAGACUCUCGUUUUAGUUUACUUUAGAGUCUGUGGGAGCUGCUGUAUUCUGGAAGUUGUAUAGCAUAAACUAACAUUCUCUGGAAGCCUUGUCUUGUUUACAUUUCUGUAUCCCUGUGUUCAUUGCCUGUUCAUUGUUCAUCUCUGUGUUCAUUGCCUUUCUGAGGCAGUCACAAAGCUCUGUGUUGUCUGUUUUAUAACUUUCCCCUCAACUAUCAAAAUAAAGAACUAUCAUUUUCUGUG